CUCAUUAUUUUCAUUCCUUCAACUCUAUAAAGGAACUCUGCCAAAAUUUCAGCUCAAGCAGCCAACCAACAAUUGCUUAGUUGACCAAACAAUUACUCCACCAUGGCCAACAAUGCCAAUGCUGGAGCAGCCUUUGGGUUGGAAGACGUGCCGGAUUUGCCUGAAGCACCCACGGAACAGCCCAAGUACAACCGGGAUUACCAUCGUCUCUUCGUCAAAUUCAUGAGCUGGCUGCACAAGAGGACAUACACCAAGGCGGCUCGCUUCCAACCUAGUGCUUUGGCCGGCAUCCAACCACACCACGUUGCCGACUACUUGAAAUGGCGUGCGUAUGGUACGACCGAUGUUGACUUCAAAGAUCUUGAGCAGAAUCCAACUUGCCGCUCCUCUACUCUUGAGCAAGACAAGAAGGCUAUCUCCUUCUACAUGCCCAUCAAAGGUGCCACAUGGAAUGGAACCUCCGGCAAUCCAACCAAGUCCGAUCCUGUGAACGAAGUGGUCAAGGAAGUCAAGAAAGCGGAGACUCAACACCGCGGCAAGAAGUCCUGUGCCACCAGGGAUUUGACGGAAACUGAGUAUCGCAAGGUGGUCCAUGAACUCUACGGCAAAGGGAGCUUUGAAUCGACCAUCCGUACAGCCUGCAUGUUGAAGCAGCAAGUCCAUCUCAUCACCAGGACGGACGACAUCUCCAAGUUGAAGUAUUCCGACUACAAGCCGCAUCCAGACUUCCCUUUUGCGCUCAGUUGCAAGGUGCAUUGGUCCAAGAAUAUUUCGGAAGAACGACAAUGCCCUGACCAAAUCAUUCUUGGGUCGAUGGAUACCGACUUUUGUGCUAUGCUCGGAUUGGCGAAUUACAUGGAGGCGUCCUUCAACUACGGGUAUGGCGCCGCUGGUCGGGAAGAUGCAUUCCUCUUUACUCCCGAAAGCGAUCCUAAGUUGGCUCCCAAGCACUGCAACGCAGCCUACCGCAACAUUCUCAAGGCUGUCUUUUUGUCGGCUCCAUUUUUGGCUGUGGCGCUCCUCAUUGCUGGUGUUCUUGGGAGUCACAGCAUUCGGAAGUUUGCUGCAACUCUGGCAAGAGGGAUGGGUGCUACUGCUGACGAAGUUGACAUUCGAGGUCGCUGGAAGGCUCGCUUAUCUGGACGGGUUGUUGAUGCCUACAUUUCGCCUGAACAGCCCUGGAUCGACGCUCGUGUUGCCGAAAAGCUUUGCAUGGGGGCUCCUAUUGCCUACAAGCUACACCCGGAUGCCAAGAGAGUGACUCCCGACUGGUUGAUUGAGCAUGUGGUGCCAAGGACGCAUGCGUUUUACGACGGUGUCAACGACAUUUCGCUUCACUUGGCUCUGCCUCUUUUGUGGGCUGCUCUUGACGAAUCUUGGGAGGAGAGGAUGGAGCCUCCCGUUCGUGUUAGGAUCCAAGAUGCGUACGAGCGCAUCAAGGCCGAUGUUCCUGUUGGCGUCAACCCUGUGGUGAAAGUGCCUCUCUCUAUUUGGACGCACAACACCAAGCUCCACAUCAACGAAAUCGAGCCGAUGGAUACGGGAGGCGGCGGUGGGACGGCUGGUGGCACUACGGGAACGACCGGCCAGGCAAGCACUCGUCAAGUUGCCAAUCAGUCUCGGCAGGUGACGGCUAUGCAAACGCAACAACAGGUACGAACGAACGAGGAGAUUCUGACAAGGAUUAUUGCGCAGCACAACCAGCUCCAGCAGCUCAUUGCGCAGAAGGUAGGACCCGCGACAGUUCGGCUGCUGCUUUGA
Messenger RNA from Seminavis robusta, 1761 nucleotides. Lineage: Eukaryota; Bacillariophyta; Bacillariophyceae; Naviculales; Naviculaceae. The record is from the annotation of a GenBank genome assembly.